This is a messenger RNA of Pocillopora damicornis (cauliflower coral), 758 nucleotides long. RefSeq lists its product as uncharacterized. Gene Ontology annotation, cellular component: membrane; acetylcholine-gated channel complex. NCBI's taxonomy places the organism in Eukaryota, Metazoa, Cnidaria, Anthozoa, Scleractinia, Pocilloporidae. The record is from RefSeq and is a predicted model, not a curated record.
AAGUCGUCUAGAUGGCAUUCGCGUCUGCUAUUUUCCUGGUUAUUUUUGCGGCUUUUUGUUUCCUGCAAGAAGGAAGGACAACUAGAGAAUGGUACAAGGAGGAUUUUCCGAAUCCUACGAGAGAUGUUAAAGGUUGUGGUCGUAGAGGAGAGGUUUCCUGGAUCUGUGAUCCGGAGAAUAUUCUCAGCUACAAGGCUGCCAACAAGAUUGAAGAGUUGAUAUAUUCAGUUGUUAAAAAUACUUAUUCAGGGUGCAGCAACGAUGAGAAACCUGGAUUUCAAAUUGGUGUUGCAGUUUUAAACCGAAUGAGAGGCAUUCCUGGUGAACCUGUGGAAGAAACAGCGAAGACGUUUGCCAAACAUUUACAUGACAGCUGGGGUGUCGGCCACGCGGGAUGUGAUGACGGAGCAAUGUUGCUGAUUUCCAUUUUAGAUCGUCAACUGUAUGUCUCCACAGGAAAAAGAGCCAUGAAAUCGUUAUCCCAUGACCAGAUUGAUAUUAUCAUUGAGGAAAUGAAGCCAUACAUGCAAAAGAGAGAUUACGAUCAAGGUGUGGAACUCGCCAUUGUCCGAAUGGGUGAAGUUUUCAGCGGUAAAGUCCUCGAGCGUUCAACAAACUAUGGUCUUAUCGUCUUCUGUGUGCUGUUGAUCAUUAUUGUUGGUGCUGGGCUGUACAUUGGGCAUAAGCAAGAACAAGAACGUAAAAGAUGUGAAAGAAAACUGAAGAGAAUUCAAGACGAAAGAGACAGAUUUCUAUGA